AGACCGCUCGUCGGCGACGCCGGCGCAAUGACCAUUUGUCAGUUCUUCCUUCAAGGCCGGUGCCGCUUUGGAAACCGGUGCUGGAACGAACAUCCCGGCUCCGGGGGUGCGGUCGGGGGACGGCAGCCACAGCCCUCAGGUAGUAACAGACGCGGAUGGAAUACCACCAGCCAGAGAUAUUCCAAUGUUAUCCAGCCAUCCAGUUUCUCCAAAUCCACACCAUGGGGGGGCAGCAGAGAUCAAGAAAAGCCAUCUUUCGGUUCUUUUGAUUCUGGAGCUUCAACUAGUAGGAACAGGGGGUUUGCAUUGUCUCAGAAUCCAUUUGCUUCACCUAGCUCUGAUGAAGACAAAGAUGAAAAGAAACUUCUGGAAGGAAUUGUAAAAGAUAUGGAAGUUUGGGAAUCAUCAGGGCAGUGGAUGUUUUCUGUUUAUUCACCAGUGAAAAAGAAAUCUAAUAUUUCAGGUUUUACAGACAUUUCACCAGAGGAGUUGAGGCUUGAAUACCAUAACUUCUUAACCAGCAAUAACUUACAGAGUUAUCUAAAUUCCGUCCAACAGUUAAUAAAUCAGUGGAGGAACAGGGUAAAUGAAUUGAAAAGUCUAAAUACAUCAACUAAAAUAGCUUUGCUCUCCGAGGUAAAGGAUGGAGUAAAUCAAGCAGCACCUACAUUUGGAUUUGGCAGUAGGCAAGCAGUAACAUUUGGGUCACCAGGUUUUCCAGUGAAUAACAGCAGCAGUGGUAGUGCUCAGAAUUUUAGUUUUAAACCAAGCUCUGGAUUUGCCACUGCCACUUCUGGAAGCGCUUCUGUGUCCCAGAAUACUCCAGCAUUUGGAGCUGCACCCUCUGCCAGUUCUGCCAUCACUACUUCUACUCCAGCUUUUGGAUUUAGAAAACCUGAAAUCACAUCUGCUGCUUCAUUUUCAUUUAAAAGCCCUGCAGCUUCUGGUUUUGGAUUGCCCGGAUUUUCAGGAUUUCCAGCUUCCAUGGCAGCAGGCCCCGUGGGAGUUCCCGUGGCCCCAGCCUUUGGAAGCAGCAGUUCUGUGGCUGGUUUUGGUGGCGCAGGCUCCCGUUCUCACACUGCUUUUUCCAAGUCAUCCGGUGAUGCCUUUGGAAUUAGCAGCAUGUCUGCCUCUCUCCCUGUCUCAAGUGGCAGCACCACCACAGAUAAUGUGUUAUUCACACCCAAGGAUCAACUGACAGCAGAAGAACUGGAGCAAUUUCAAUCCAAGAAAUUUACUCUGGGGAGAAUUCCAUUAAAGCCACCACCUGUGGAACUUCUAAAUAUUUAAAAGGGCAAUUUCAAAAACAGAAAAGAACAGCUUUUAAAAUUGUUUUGAGUUGUUCAUAUAAAAGAGCAGACACAUAUAGAUGUAUAUCUAUGUAUAUAUACACAUAUAUAUUUAUAAUGAAUAUAAGCUUUCAGUAACAAUUUCAGGGGUUUUGAAAUUUAACGUUUUUUUCUCAAGCCUAACUAUUUAAGUAAAACAACUAAAAAUACUCAGCAAGAGAUUUUUUUUGCUAUAAUUAUGAAUGGAACUGAAAAAACUGAGUGUGCACUGAGUGAAGUACUUUCCUCACUCUACAUCAUUUUACUGUCUUACCCUUUAAAUUUUUACCUUUAAACAUUUUUUGGGGGGGGGAAUAAUUUCUAGAACCAUUAAGGGAAAAAAAUGCUUAAAUAUUUAGUCUACUUAAUAAUUAUCAGCGGCAUGACAUUCAUGUUAGAGAAUAUAAUCUCAAAGGAAGAAAUAACAGUUUUUAAAGGGUAAACGCUCUCAUUUUUAGGACCUAGGAGGCAUUUUCCCCUCAUAAUUUUGUUUCCCCCUCAAUUUUCACUAUCUCAUGGACCACCAUUUGAGUUUUCUUCAAAAAUUUUAAGCUACUUUUUGUCUUGGCCUAGUUUUUAUAUAAUGCUAUUUAUUCCUCACAUUAUCUCAUCAAGUGGAUGGAUUGUAAGAGGAACAGAAAUUGUGAUCUCAUGUGAAUAAAUAGUGUUUGAAGAGGGGUCAGGAUUUACCAGCUCUGUUUCUAUAGCUUCUAUUAGAAUUCUCAGACAUAUUUAGAUUUCCCUGUUCUCAGAGUGAGAAAGUAAUAUCUUGUACGUCUUGUAGAUGGUUGAUCCAAGAAACCAAAACCUGUCAUGAGUUGAGGCAUAUGUGUCAAGAGUUCUGUGCUCCUUUCUCAAGCCUCAAAAAUUACACAGCCUGCACUAUGAGAACAGUUGCCUAACAGAUCUGAUAUUGAGCUGACUUUUUAAAGUGAAAAUAUAACCUUACCUAAUAAAAGAUACACACUUCCAAUGAUUUUAGUACAUAUGCAAAGGAUUCAGUCCUCAGAAGUUCUGGAUUCUCUAUUACACUUUUUGAACAACUGUACGACUCCAACUACCCCAGCAUUUUGGAUAGAAUCUAUACCCAAGGGAUAUAUGUUUGCAACCAUCCUAAGUUCCUGCUUUGGUCUCAAGCUCUAAAGACUUUCUGAUGUUUGUUCCAACUUACAGUUGACUCCUAGAAUUUUGCUACUCCAACGGAAUGAGCCCUGUGCUACCUAUAGGUUGGUUAUAUGACAGCCUCCCUUGGGUCCUAAGUGAACUUCCCAGUGUCCUGGAAGCUCUGAGGAUGCAGGUUAAUGGCCCAGACCUUCUAAACUUGCCUGAUUAUAAAAAGCAUUUUGCUAA
Equus caballus (horse) is the source of this 2678-nucleotide messenger RNA. It is a transcript of the gene NUP42, whose product is annotated as nucleoporin 42. The record is from RefSeq and is a predicted model, not a curated record. Gene Ontology annotation, cellular component: nuclear envelope. Lineage: Eukaryota; Metazoa; Chordata; Mammalia; Perissodactyla; Equidae. Gene Ontology annotation, molecular function: metal ion binding; nuclear export signal receptor activity.